Molecule: messenger RNA, 2597 nt
Organism: Misgurnus anguillicaudatus (oriental weatherfish)
Lineage: Eukaryota; Metazoa; Chordata; Actinopteri; Cypriniformes; Cobitidae
Gene: pkma
Product: pyruvate kinase M1/2a
Biological process (GO): glycolytic process
Molecular function (GO): pyruvate kinase activity; potassium ion binding; magnesium ion binding
Source: RefSeq, a predicted model, not a curated record
UGUGUGUAUUGACUCAUGUGGGUCUGUAGAUUUAGGACAGGUCUGCUCGUACAGGACAGAGCUUGCACGUAUGGAUUGCGUGUGUUAUCCUCUCUUGAGAGAAGAGGAUUUAAGGCUCAAACUUCUCAGCAGCACAUUAAAUGCUGCGUCAUUUGGGCCAGCGUAUAUGUCUGCAGUGGUCGGGUUGGGGAGCGGCUGUCUGACACGCUAAAGUUCCCCUGCAGGGCUCUGGUAGGAUCGCAGGACUUUUGUGUCUCUCUGAGGGCCUACAGGACAAUACCCACCUUCUCCAGGAUGCCCCAAACUAAAGCUCAGGAUAUGGGCUCAGCCUUUAUCCAGACACAGCAGCUCAGUGCCGCGAUGGCCGACACUUUCCUGGACCACUUAUGUCUGCUAGACAUCGACUCUGAGCCCACCAUCGCCCGCAACACUGGAAUCAUUUGCACUAUCGGACCAGCCUCUCGCUCUGUUGACAUGCUGAAGGAGAUGAUCAAGUCCGGCAUGAAUGUCGCCCGUCUUAACUUCUCUCACGGCACACAUGAGUAUCAUGGAGACACAAUUAAAAAUGUACGUGAAGCCUGUGCCAGCUUCCAGCCUGGCAGCAUUCAGUACAGGCCAGUGGGCAUCGCUCUGGAUACCAAGGGACCCGAGAUCCGGACCGGUCUCAUUAAAGGGAGCGGCACAGCAGAAGUUGAGCUGAAGAAGGGAAAUCAAAUCAAAGUGACCCUUGAUGAUUCUUUCAUGGAGAAGUGUGAUGAGAACAACCUCUGGCUGGACUACAAGAACAUCACAAAUGUGGUGGAAGUGGGCAGUAAGGUUUAUAUCGAUGACGGUCUCAUCUCCCUCCAGGUCCUGGAGAUCGGCUCUGAUUAUCUACAGUGUGAGAUUGAGAACGGAGGAACCCUGGGCAGUAAGAAGGGUGUAAAUCUGCCCGGCGCUGCGGUCGACCUGCCUGCCGUGUCUGAGAAAGACAUCCAGGACCUGCAGUUCGGUGUGGAGAUGGGAGUUGACAUGGUCUUCGCCUCCUUCAUCCGCAAAGCGGCCGAUGUUCACGAGGUCCGUAAGGUGCUGGGAGAGAAGGGCAAGAACAUCAAGAUCAUCAGCAAGCUGGAGAACCACGAGGGUGUGCGCAGGUUUGAUGAGAUCAUGGAGGCCAGUGAUGGCAUCAUGGUUGCCCGUGGUGACCUGGGUAUCGAAAUCCCCACCGAAAAAGUGUUCCUGGCCCAAAAGAUGAUGAUUGGUCGCUGCAACAGAGCAGGAAAGCCAAUCAUCUGUGCCACACAGAUGUUGGAGAGUAUGAUUAAGAAGCCCCGCCCCACACGUGCAGAGGGCAGUGAUGUGGCCAACGCUGUUUUGGAUGGUGCUGACUGCAUCAUGCUGAGCGGAGAGACAGCAAAGGGAGAUUAUCCUCUGGAGGCUGUGCGCACCCAACACAUGAUUGCCCGAGAGGCAGAGGCAGCCAUGUUUCACCGACAGCUGUUUGAGGAGCUGCGACGCUCCACUCAUCUGACCCUUGACCCAUCAGAUGCUGUAGCUGUGGGUGCCGUCGAGGCCUCCUUCAAAUGCUGUGCCAGCGCUCUUAUUGUGCUCACCAAAUCCGGCAGGUCCGCUCAUCUGAUCUCACGUUACCGACCCCGUGCACCCAUCAUGGCCGUGACCCGUAGUGGGCAGACCGCCCGACAGGCUCACCUGUACCGCGGUAUCUUCCCCAUAUUCUACAACCAACCCGCUCAUGAUGUUUGGGCUGAGGAUGUGGACCAGAGGGUCAACUUCGCCAUGGAAGUUGGUAAGGUUCGUGGAUUCUUCAAGCCCGGCGAUGUGGUCAUCGUCCUCACCGGCUGGCGCCCGGGUUCUGGUUACACCAACACCAUGCGUGUUGUACCCGUGCAGUAAACGUCACACUCCUUCACAGCGCCUCAUCACUUCAUCCCUCUCGCCCUUCCUUUACUCCAGCAGGCCCGUCUCAGAUCAGAGCAGAAGAUUGGUCCAUCAUCAGUAGACACCUGCUCUUCUCACUUCAUUUAUUUGUGCUAGUCAUAUUUAUCCACAGAUGUGUUGCUAACAUCCACUGAAUGUCACAUUAGGUUUGAGGCAGAGCUGCGUGUCUGAUGUCAGUCAUGAAACUCUCCUGCUCAUUGGUUAAUGUAUCAGCAGUGGGUUUAUAGAGGGGAUCCUCGUGUGUAAAUCUAGUUUAUGAGCACUUACUGUGUUGUUUUGUUUUGCACUGUGUUCACACUCCCAACCGAUGUUACAAUCUGUGUUUUACUUUACUGUUAGUGACGUGUGGCAGACAGGCCAGUCGAUGCACUUAUUUAUAUAGAUAUGUUUGGCUUACCCCCAAAAGAUGAUGGGCGCACAUGAGAAUAUUAAAGAUCACUGUAAGUUUUUCCUCUGUGAGAUAAAACAGCAAUCGCCUCCAUCAGCGUGGCUCCAGUAUGCUUGUGUGUUGAGAGAGUUGUGUGUUGUAUGUGUGCUUAGGUCUGCCUGCUUUGUGUCGCAAGGGAUCAAAAUAUAACCAUAAGUCUAAGAGUAACUAUAGUAUAAUACUGAAGUGUUGUGUUGUAUAAGACUGAAUUAAUAAAGACCACAAACUCCUG